GCCUGGAUUGCCUUCAUUAUGGGCACGCUGAAGGUCGUGGCCACGUUCACCUCGCUGAACUAUGUCGGGGCCCGCUGGUUGGUGCGGUUUCUGUUCCGGACCGUCGGGCAGCGGCCGAUUAUGACGUUGCGGAGGAUGACGGACGAGCUGGUGAGCAAGCGGCUGGCGAUGGAAAAGGGGCGGGAUGACCAGUUUGAGGGUUUUCUGAGGUAUCGGGAGGAAUGGACAUUGAAGAAGCUCGCACUUGAGGUUCGAAGGGCAUUCAGCCGCGCAGAUGACAUCACCCUCAAUGCGGUCGCUCAACUGCCGUACUUGAAUGAGGUCAUCGACGAAUCCCUUCGCAUGUACCCUCCCGCGGCGGCGGAUUUGGUCCGAAUCGUCCCUCCCGAACAAAAGCUGAUCGCUGGUCACUACGUGGCUGGCGGGUCGUUCGUUGAAGUCCAGCCGUGGUCCAUCAAUCACAGCUCUGACAACUGGAUCGAUCCUUGGCAGUUCAACCCCGACCGCUUUCUCCAUGGAGCUGAUGCAGCCAGAAAAGAAGGGAAUAUCUUGGAGGUUUCGCAACCAUUCAGCGUAGGGCAACGAACUGCCUCGGACGGAGGUGACCUUGCAUUUGCCGAGAUGCGCCUAAUUCUAGCCCGCAUCAUCUUCAACUUCGACAUGGAGCUAGGUGAAGGCGCGCAGAACUGGAUCGGCCGCCAGAGGACGUUGCCGUUGUGGAGCAGGAUACCGCUGAAUGUGCACUUCACACCGGUGAAACACGGGGUUCCAGAACUGUACGACGGUAAUGUGACUGGACCCAGUCAGAGCCCCUAUAUCGGGUGA
Messenger RNA from Thermothielavioides terrestris NRRL 8126, 825 nucleotides. RefSeq lists its product as uncharacterized. The record is from RefSeq and is a predicted model, not a curated record. The annotation marks the transcript as partial. Lineage: Eukaryota; Fungi; Ascomycota; Sordariomycetes; Sordariales; Chaetomiaceae. The transcript has 4 exons. Gene Ontology annotation, molecular function: oxidoreductase activity, acting on paired donors, with incorporation or reduction of molecular oxygen; heme binding; monooxygenase activity.